Messenger RNA from Myotis brandtii (Brandt's bat), 969 nucleotides. RefSeq names its product olfactory receptor 7A17-like. Gene Ontology annotation, biological process: G protein-coupled receptor signaling pathway. Gene Ontology annotation, molecular function: olfactory receptor activity; G protein-coupled receptor activity. The transcript has a single exon. NCBI's taxonomy places the organism in Eukaryota, Metazoa, Chordata, Mammalia, Chiroptera, Vespertilionidae. Bases 1 to 969 code for a protein of 322 amino acids. The record is from RefSeq and is a predicted model, not a curated record. Gene Ontology annotation, cellular component: membrane.
AUGGGACCAGGUAAUGACACAAGUAGUUCAGAAUUUCUUCUUCUUGGAUUAUCAGAAGAACCAGCACUGCAGCCCCUCAUAUUUGGGCUUUUCCUCUCCAUGUACCUGAUCACUGUGUUGGGAAACCUGCUCAUCAUCCUGGCCGUCAGCUCAGACUCCCACCUCCACACACCCAUGUACUUCUUCCUCUCCAACCUGUCCUUGGUAGACAUCUGUUUCACCUCCACCACUGUCCCAAAGAUGCUGGCGAACAUCCAGACACAGAGAAAAGUCAUCACCUAUGAAGGCUGCAUCACACAGAUGUAUUUUCUCACACUCUUUGGAGGUUGGGACAACUUCCUUCUACCUGUGAUGGCCUAUGACAGGUAUGUGGCCAUCUGCCACCCACUGCACUACACAAUCAUCAUGAACCCCCGGCUCUGUGGACUGCUGGUUCUGGUGUCCUGGAUCAUUAGUGUUUUGAAUUCCUUGUUACAUAGCUUAAUGAUAUCAAGACUGUCCUUCCCUGAGGAAUUGGAAAUUCCCCACUUUUUCUGUGAAAUUAAGCAGAUGAUCAAACUUGCCUGUUCUGACACCUUUUUUAAUGACGCAAUGAUGUAUUUUACAACUGGGCUGUUGGCUGGUGGUCCCCUGGCUGGGAUCCUUUACUCUUACUCUAAAAUAGUGUCCUCCAUAUGUAGAAUGUCAUCAGUUCAGGGGAAGUAUAAAGCAUUUUCUACCUGUGCCUCUCACCUCUCAGUAGUCUCCUUAUUUUAUUGUACAGUCCUAGGAGUGUAUCUCAGCUCUGCUCCUACCCGCACCUCACAGUCAAGUGCAAUCACCUCAGUGAUGUACACCGUGGUCACACCUAUGCUGAACCCGUUCAUCUACAGUCUCAGGAACAAAGACAUAAAGAUGGCUCUGAAUAACUUCUUGGGGAUGGCAGGUAUAAAAGGGACAAUUGUUUUGGGGCUGAAAAAGUGCCCUUGA